AUGUGGGGGCAGUAUCCCUGUGCGGGCACCACGUUCCGCUCCGGAGCGUCCCAAGCAGAGCCCGCAUCACCCGGCGGGGCAGCGGGCCGGGCACCGGGCUCCGGUCAUCUCCCGACACUUCCACGCUCCUUAAGUUUCUACUGCAAACACGCGGGCUGGAAGAGCAGAGAAAAAGGCAGAGGCGGCCACCCGCGCCGCGUCUCCCCCCGCCGAGCGCUCCCUGCGGCCCCGCCCCGCGCCCGCCCCCUGCCCUUUGCCCCGCCGGUCCCAGCGCUUCCUGUUCCAACCACGUGGGCCGCGGGAUGGCGGGCGAGGCGACCUGCCUCAGCUACACGGGCUGCAACUUCCUGCGGCAGCGCCUGGUGCUGGCCACGCUCAGCGGGCGCCCGCUGAAGAUCCGCAAGAUCCGCGCCAAGGAGGAGGAUCCCGGGCUCCGCGAUUUUGAAGCAAGUUUUAUUCGCCUGAUUGACAAAGUAACCAAUGGCUCACGGAUUGAAAUAAAUCAAACAGGUACUACCUUGUAUUAUCAACCUGGUCUUCUGUAUGGAGGCUCACUGGAACACGACUGCAGCCCCAGCCGUGGUAUUGGCUACUAUUUGGAAAGUCUGCUCUGCUUGGCACCUUUCAUGAAGCAUCCAUUGAAGAUUGUCUUGAGAGGAGUAACAAAUGAUCAAGUAGAUCCUUCGGUUGAUGUCCUUAAGGCAACAGCUCUACCCCUUCUGAAGAAGUUUGGAAUUGAUGGCGAAAGUCUAGAAAUCAAGAUCAACCGAAGAGGAAUGCCUCCCAAAGGGGGUGGAGAAAUACUGUUUGCUUGCCCAGUGAGAAAGGUCUUGCAGCCUGUUCAGUUCACAGACCCUGGAAAAAUCAAGCGCAUCAGAGGAACUGCAUACUCUGUCCGAGUGUCACCACAGAUGGCAAACAGAAUGGUGGAAUCUGCAAGGGGCAUCCUGAAUAAAUUCCUCCCAGACAUCUAUAUCUACACAGAUCAUAUGAAGGGGGUCAACUCUGGAAAAUCACCAGGUUUUGGCAUGUGCCUUACUGCAGAAACGAUCAAUGGCACUAUUCUCAGUGCUGAGCUAGCCUCAAACCCUCAGGGCCAGGGAGCAGCUGUGCUUCCUGAGGAGCUGGGCCAGAACUGUGCUAAGCUGCUGCUUGAGGAGAUCUACAGAGGAGGCUGUGUAGAUUCAACAAAUCAGAGCCUUGCUCUGCUCCUCAUGACCCUUGGACAGCGGGAUGUUUCCAAAGUCCUGUUGGGACCUCUGUCUCCAUACACAAUUGAGUUUCUGCGACACCUCAGAAGCUUCUUCCAGAUCAUGUUUAAAAUUGAAACAAAGACUGCUGAGGAAGAGCACACAGGUGGAGAGAAAGUCUUAAUGACAUGUGUUGGCAUUGGAUUUUGCAACCUCAGUAAAACUAUGAGAUAAAAAACAUCUACAGACUUUGUGAAAGACAGAAAAUGCUGCAAAGGUCUAAUAAAACCAACCUGUCUCUGUCCUUAUUCUGGCAUAAGGAGACCUGUGAUGAUUCCAGUGCGGGGGUACCCAAGCUCACUGCAUGUAAACAACAAAGCUGACUGUAGACUAUUUAGAUCUGUGCUAUUUAUAAACGCAAAUUCUGUGCUGCUUGGAGUGGCUCUCUGAAGUCUCUCUCCCAAGCUGACAUGGGACUCUUUGCACUGUAUUCCACUGAAUGAGGCACAAGUGCCUCAUGUCACUGUGCUCUCAAGCCUUAAUGAGGUGAGUGCUCUGGUUCUAUGUAUUUACUGAUUUCACUUGUAGCUUUUUCUGAAGGGUUUAGAUAGAGAGGGAAAACAAGCUUUACCAAAACAGGCUUUGCAUUGCAAAACAAAUGAUCACAAUGGAAAUAUUAGAUUCUUGAGGUAAUUGCAGAGAUAAUAUUGGCAUGAAAAUUAAAGUAAAGGUAUGACAGCAAUUCUUUGUUUAUGCAUUGUGUGUGUGUAGAAUUUGUCAGAAUCUCCACCCCUGUUUACAUCUACUAAAUUCACAGAAUCACUAAAUAGUCAGAGUUGGAAAGGACCAGAAGGAUCACUGAGUCCAGCUCUUAAGUGAAUGGCUUAUACAGGGAUGAAACCCAUGACCUUGGCAUUAUUAGCACCAUGCUUUAACCAGCUCAUUUCAUCUCAUCUCAGUUUCACAGGAACAAUAAAAUAUUUGUCUUAUUUUUCCUAAUGUUAGAAUACUGCAGAAGAGAUCACAGCCUAUACUGUCUUAUUUAGCCUUCUUUGCAAAAUUGGACAUGGGAAGAGAAACCUCCAUCACAGCUUUUGACUUAUCACAUACAUUCUUUUUAGAUUUGUUUGGCAUGCUAUAGAUGUGGCUCACAAUUAAUUGGGACAAAUAACAAAAUAGCUGUAGGCUUUGAGAAAGAAAAAUAUUUUCAGUUCCACCAUCAUAUUUUGUGCAUCUGCUCCCUUUUUAAAGUGCCAGUAAUGCUCUAUGGGCUGUAUGCUUGGAUUGACAGAUGCAAAGAAGUUUCUAAGGGUUGUAAAAAUUUACUCAUAAAAGGCUUCUGGUAGAUACCUGGCAAACCUGUGAACUCCUGCUGAACUCCUAACACAAGGGAAAAAAUUUAUAUUUGACUUUAGACUAUACUUUGUGUCUGGAGGAAAAUAAAACUGUGUCAAAGGCUGGUGUAUAUAUAGAGAGCAGAGAUAUUAGUGACUGUGUUAAAAUGGUUUUACAAACUCUAUUUGAUGCCACUGUAAAGUGGGUAUUACCUCUGUAGUAUGAAAAAUACCUAUUGGACCCAAAAAGGACAUCGUUUACUGUUUUGUUAGCUUUUGCAGGCCAUGUAAUUUUUUUACUGUACUUUGUUCUUGCUGCAAUCUGUCAGACAUGAUUUGAAAAAAUGAAGGGGUUUUUUUCCUAAAUAAGGUUUUAUUUCCCUUUAAAGCAAAACAGACAACCUGGGGGAAAAAAGCCUGGAAGUCUUUCUUGAGCCGUUCAUGACACAAGUGGCUAUCUUGAACUGAUAUAUCAAAAAAACAACUUUGGGAGUUGCCAGAGAGGGAGGAAGGGAGAAGGUGAAGCCAUUCUUAUAAUUUACUGUCUUUCCAAGAUUUGACUUGCAAAGGAAGUCAAGACUAAGGAAAUCCUAAAUAAAACAAUAGGAUGUGAAAUAAAAUAACUUGACUAUAUCUUUUACAUUUUAGUUUAGAAAAAGGUAAGUAGGCCUUAAAGAAUUUAAGUUGCUCCCCACUGUCACUAUGUAAUGAAAAAAAUAGAAACUUUAUGAAUUAAAAUUACCCAAAAUACGAGAUUCCACUGAUGCAAAAGGUGAAAUGUGCAAACAAAAAUUAAAAGCCACUAGAAUACAAAUAGAAAGCUUACAUUAAUUAAAUAUUCAAUUUUAUGCCACAGCUCCAAUUGCUCCAAAAAUUGCUUAAAUAAAAAUUUGUGUUGUUUUUCAAAAUUUCAAAAAUGAAAAGCUUUAUUAUAAUUUUUAAGCUUAUCUAUAAAGUUGUGAGUUUUCCCAAAUGCUCCAGUUGCAUAGAGAUGGCAAUAAGUUGCCCAAGCAGCAGGUACUUCAACAGCAAUUAUGUCACACAAUUACCUGUACUAAACUUCAGUGUUAAAAUUGGACUGGUAAGCCUUAGCCCUGCUGCAAAUUGCAUAGCUCUACAGCACAACUCUUGCUGCAAUUCUGAAUUUGCUUGUUGCUUUACAGAGAAAAAUAAAGGUAUAUGAAACUAAUACAUUUUUCCAGGAGAGUCACUCUUCGGAGAAAUAUUAACAAUUCCAGAGGAGGUUUUAGGUAAGAGCUUUACUAUUAUUUGACCUUCAUAUUCUGGAAAAAGUACUUAUUAGAAGGAAAUCCUGUGGAUAAAAGCUGGUUUGUUUAUCGGCAAAACAGCAAUUGACAUUUGUUUUGGUGGUCUGAUUACACAAGCUAUAAGAUAGUUAAUUUUAGAGUUGGGCAGAGGAAAUUAUGAAUUUUUUUCACCAAAAAUUAGUGUCGGUAGCCACAGACUUUAUGGUAAGGAUAAUAGUUACAAUUCUUUCAUCUCAAUCCAUCCAUAGCAGAGUAAUACUCCGAUAAUUUAAAUUUGAAGUGAUUAGCUGUACAUAAAUAAUCCUGUACUCUUUGAACAAUCUAUCAUUAAUUUAGUUAAUCCCUUUAGGAGAGCAGCUCUAAUCCUAGAAUCAGAAUGGUUUCAGUUGGAAGAAACCUUACAGAUCAUAGUUCCACCAUCCCCCAGCCAGGUUGCUUAGUCUGGCCUUGAAUACCUCCAGGGAUUGGGCAUCCGUAAGUACCUUGGGCAACCAGUUAGAGCAGCUUACCACCCUCACAGUAAGAAAUUUCUAACUAGUAUCUAAUCUAAACAUACCCACUUUCAGCUUAAAGCCAUCACCACUUGUUCUGUCACUACAUGCCCUUUUAAAAGUUCCUUUCCAGCCUUUCUUUUAGGUUCCAUUAGGUAGUGACUUAAAGGUGCUAUAAGGUCUCCACAGAAUCUUCUCCAGGCUGUACAAACCCAACUCUCUCAGCCUGUCCUGAUGAGGAGAGGUGCUUCAACCCUCAGAUCUUUAUGGUGGGCUUCCUCUGGACUUGCUCCUAGAGAUCCACAUCUAUCAUUGGGGGUCCCCAGAGCUGUAUGCAGCACUGCAGGUGCAGUCCCAUGAGAGUGGCAGUCACAAUGGAGAUAUGAAAAAUAUUUGUAAAAUAUACCUUUACCUUGCAUCUCCUGCUAAUUUCGUAAUAUGUGUUGUCAAACUUUUUUCUAGGAUGCUAUGAUUGUAGUUUGACUGCACCUUCUGUGUUUAUGUCAGAAAAUUCAUGCUAACUUGCUGUAGGACAGUUUCUGGAGUAGAAGAGAUUAAAUUUGAAGCAAAAUUGUUUCAUUCCAAGCUAGUGCACUUUACCAAAGGCAUAUGGCUAGAAGCCAGUGCAAUAACUGUCAGGGGAAGCACACAGUAGGUACAUUAGCUAGGCCAAAACAGUAAGUACAUUGCUGUCUUGGGUAAUGUUUUCAAAAUGGUGUUUUGUUACUGCCAGAGCAUAGAUAUUUUCUCUCUUCUCCCUCUUCCCCUUGGGUGAUAUAGAUUUUGCUACAAUCCACGGAAGCAUAAUUCUCUGCUUGCAUAUUCUGGCAUUCAUUUCCCUGUUUCUCAGUCAUACUCUUGACAGAAAUUAGAGCUAAAAAUGACAAACAAGAAAAUAAACAGUUUUCAGGAUGCAUAAUUUUGUCUGAGUUAAUUCACCCCCCUCCCCCUUUUUUUAAAAAAAAUAUUGUAUGGCCAUCUCCACGCUUUUAUUUU
Molecule: messenger RNA, 5279 nt
Organism: Oenanthe melanoleuca
Lineage: Eukaryota; Metazoa; Chordata; Aves; Passeriformes; Muscicapidae
Gene: RCL1
Product: RNA terminal phosphate cyclase like 1
Exons: 9
Coding region: 303-1424 (373 amino acids)
Biological process (GO): ribosome biogenesis; endonucleolytic cleavage of tricistronic rRNA transcript (SSU-rRNA, 5.8S rRNA, LSU-rRNA)
Cellular component (GO): nucleolus
Molecular function (GO): RNA endonuclease activity
Source: RefSeq, a predicted model, not a curated record